This is a messenger RNA of Effrenium voratum, 2144 nucleotides long. NCBI's taxonomy places the organism in Eukaryota, Dinophyceae, Suessiales, Symbiodiniaceae. The record is from the annotation of a GenBank genome assembly.
GGGGCGUAGGGUGAAAACCUGCAGGUUUCGCUCGGUUUCAAGAAGCCAUGGCCUGAGCUGGAUGUUCCUUUUCCGCGAGAAGGGUGAGAAGGACGAGGCCCACACCCCGCGUGCCACCACCCCGCGCUCGCGCCGGGAGUUCCUGGCGGUGAAGGCGGCCAAAUGGAUUGGCGGUGCUGCCCGUCAGGCGACCGCGCUGGUGCGUCUGAAGGGCCUCAGUGCCGAGGGCCUGCGUGCUGACCUGGAGACCAGGGCGUCCAGCACCCCCGAGUCCUUGGAGCUGGCGCUCACCGAAUGGAACAAGCUGCUAGCCAACGCCGAUGAUACCCCUCGAUAUGAGAAUCCGAGCGGCGACGCUGCAAUGACCUACCGCACUGCAUUCCUUGCCAGCAAAGCUUACGAGCUGUGCUUGCAAACGGCUGCCACAGGACUGGCUAGCGGUCGCAGUUGCGCCAGCAAGCCCACGUUGGCACAGUGCGGUGCUUGGCAAGGCUUUGCCAAGGCGUCCACGUUGCCGGGCUGCGAUGGCUUACUGUUGCAGCUGCCGGCCCUGCUCGCAGAGAGCAGGGCCUACGAGGCAGGGCGCUGGGCCGGGGAGGUUGCGCUGGCGCUAAAGGCGGACGCCCAGAGCGAGCACCUCCGGAGCCAGCGGGGCCUGGCCGCCCAGCGCGCCGAGCAACUGCGGGCGCAGCUUCGGGACCAGCCAGCUGCAACAUCUCCGGCAGCUGCAGAGGAUCACUGCCGGGCAUCCGCAGAUGCGGUGCGGCACUACUUGGGCUUCCGCGUUGGGCUGGACGAGGCCAGCGCGCGCCUGCAGCGACUUGCGGAGGAGCGGCGCCAGAAGAUGCAGGAGGCGCAGCAGAGCCUCGAGGCCAUGGCCCGAGCCGCCCGGGAGCGCGCCGGCGCGGCGGAGGCGCAGCGAGAGGCCAUCUUGAACGAUCGAGCUGCCGCCCUGGAGGCACCGAAGAAGGCGCUGGAGGAGUUUGAGAAGGAUCCCAAGCAGGUGGAGUCUGAGGAGCAGAUCCGCCAGCUCGAGGAGCAGCGGCGGCAGCUGCUGCAGGAGCUGGAGGUGGCCUCCCGGCAACUGGGCCAGGAGCGCCAGCAGCGCCUGCAGCUGCUGUCGCAGCGGGAGGCCCACACCAGCACUUGCCGCGCCAAGAGCGAGCAGCUGGAGCGGGAGCUGCAGGAGCUGAGGCCCGCCAAGUUCUACAAGGUGCUGGCAGCACGGGCGGCCAGCAUGACAGAAGGAGAGAUCCUGACCGCGCUGAAACGUUGCACCGAGCGCCUGCGCAGCACGGCGCAGCGCUUCCAAGCGGCGGGGUUGGAGCACCACAACGCGCAGCGCUUGGAGUUGCAACGCCAACGCCAGGGAGUGGAGCAGCAGGCGCGGGAGGCCCUGCAGUACCACGCCCAGAUAGAGCUGGGGCACCUGGAUGCGGCAGCCCAGACAGCGCGGCGCUGCGUGGCGAGCCUAUUGGACGUGGCGCGGGCCCGCGCAGACCUGGUGGCACGCGGCCUGUCCCCGGAGCUGGAGCAGCUCUACUCCGUGGCAGCGAUGCCCAGGAGGCAGGACAUGCGAGAGCUCCGGGCUGCUCUCUCGUCUGCGGAGUGCGCUUGGAAUGAGGCAACCGCCUUUUGGAGCCAAGACACAGCGAAGGUGAAGGAGUUUGCUUCCGCGGUGCUGCCACAGCUGGAGGCAGCACGCGAGCGGCUGGCGCGCGUUGUGGAGGAGCUGAGUGUGGACCCUGCUCUCUACGAGUUGGCGAUGAGUGAGGACGGCCAGGCUCCUGAAGUGCACGACUCGGGUUUGCCUCAUGGCUGGGAGGCCCUUGUCACAGAGGAUGAUGGCGAAGUGUACUACCACAACCUAGUGGCAGGCUCCACCCAGUGGGAGCUGCCCACCCAGGAUGCGGCGGUUUGCGCAGGCUGGCGGCUCUUCCAGGCGGAGGACGGAGGCUGGUUCUAUCACAACCCCUACGAUGGCAACAGCUUGUGGUGGCCCGGGCUGCCUACUUAUCCAGCGCAGCCUGACUCCUUGGAGAGCCUCCAAAAGGAGGCUGAAGAAGGCUGAAGCACGCGAUGCCGCUCCGGACGAAGUCAAAACAUAGGCUUCGAUAGCGACCUGGCGCGCCAUGCGUGCUCAG